Molecule: messenger RNA, 4123 nt
Organism: Alnus glutinosa
Lineage: Eukaryota; Viridiplantae; Streptophyta; Magnoliopsida; Fagales; Betulaceae
Exons: 4
Coding region: 677-3826 (1049 amino acids)
Source: RefSeq, a predicted model, not a curated record
GGGGUCAGCUACUUUCGGAAACUGUUAGGUUGUUGCUGGAGUAAACCCAGGUGCCAACAUUUUCUAAUGUACUUUCCCAAUCUAUCUAUCUAAUGCCGUGCCCAAAAAGCACGGAAGUGGAGAGAAUCUAGAAAUGUGAAAAAAGAAUAUAAAAUGGCCAUAUCUUUCACAUCCUCAAAAAUUCAGAAAAAAGAGAAGUAAUAAUUAAAUGCGAAAUAAAUCAUUGCACUAAAGCCAUUAGGUGAAGCAAAGCACGUUAGAAUAAUGGCGGAACACAAGUUGACAAAUUUAGAAGUCAUUGUUGUUGUUGAAGAGGUGUCAUGUGUUGUUGUUGCUUUUGUGUAGAGAAGAUCUCCUAUCUGGGAUGUGGGUUCUCUAUAUUUUCUUAACGGAUUCUGGCCCAGCAGAUCUGAAUUCCUGUUUACUCUUUUGUCUGGAAAUGAUCUAAGCUUCUUCAAUGGCUGAACACAGAGACCCUGCUUGUGUUAUUGGCUCUAUGGGGAGGUUACCUUUGUUUGUUGGUUCAUGGGCUUUCUGGGUCAUUCUGGUUUGGGAUUACUUUGUCUUCUGUACUUUGGCUGUGCAAAAUCAUGGAGCUGGUUCGUUUUGUGGGUUGCUGUCCUGAAUUUGGUGAAUUAUGGGCAAUCUUUGAGAAGGGGUAGAAGAGGAUACAGAAAUGGGAACUGAAGUACAAUCUAAGAUGUUUCUGCAAGGAUAUUAUUCCUUGAGGGAUCUAAACAACAAUGCUGGCAAAGGGAGCUGGCCUCUACAUCAUGAACAGAAAACAUUGAGAAGUGGACAGUACCAUGAAAUAUUCUUGAGAAGGCCAGAAAUGGAUGGAUAUGAUGGACAUGAUAAGGAACUACUGAGGCAAACUAUAUUGAAGCAUGAAACCAUAUUCAGGCAGCAGCUCUGUGAGCUCCAUCGUCUUUACAAAAUACAAAGGGACUUGAUGAAUGGUAUCAAAAGCGAGCCGCACAAACAUCUGAUACCAGCAGGGACAUCACAAUCAAAUUCUUUUCUAUCUGAAGAUGAGAAAAAGAGGUGGCAUGUUUCCACUUUGUCCUUGGAUUCUAGUUAUGGUAGAGCGUCCACAAUAGGUGUGGAUAGCAUUCCAUCUCAUUUUAAUUCUGAGAAAGGGAAGAUCACGCAAUCCAAUUGUGGUCCUACCCAAAGUGGAGUAAGGCCGAAGCUUCAGAGAAGAUUAUUUGACCUGGAAAUUCCAGCUGAUGAAUACAUUGACAAUGAAGGGGAAGAGCAAAAAGUUUCUGGAGACUUGGGAGUGCAAAGUUAUCCUCCCAAUGGGCCUAUUGUUCAUAAGAGGGAUGGAAAUUUGUCUAUUUGCAUUGGGGAGAGCACUUGCUGUAGUGUUGACGCUUUUAGUUCCAAUGUGCAUUUGAGGAAAGCCCCUGGCUUGACCGAUCUGAAUGAAAAAAUUCAGGUUGAGGAAUCAUAUGCUUCAGCUAUUCUAGCCAAUAAUACCUGCUCCAAAGAGGAGAUGCAAAGGCAGGAUUCAUCUGCCAGUGCAUAUUCAGGCUUCCAGUGUUUGGCUAAGGAAUUCUCUCAAAAUCUGCAUAAUGGAAGGGGUGGAGCAGUUAGCAAUCUGCGUUUUGAGAAUAAAAGCAAGCAACAAGAUCAGUUAUUUUGUACGUUUGAAGCUGGGAACACUGGAAGCAACAGAAGCUCGCUCGGUGGAAGUUUUCGUCCUGAAGAUUUUCCUAAGCCUUGUGAAUCAUCACAAGUUGACACUAUGAAAGCUCGUGACCCUGCAGCGUGUUUCCUUUCUGGUCAGAGUAAGACAGAGCAAAAGAUAAAGAGGACAAUUUUUGGUGUAGAAAUCUCUGACACAAAUCAUGAUUCAUCUGUUGUGGCUUCCCCUUCACUUGGUCUGCAGACCUCACUAGGUCCUAAAUCUGAUGUGGCUAAUUCUAAGUCAUUUACUAUUUCACCUUGGACAAAGCCUCCAGGUAGCUUGAGCCAGCACUUAACAUCAACUCAAGGAAACCCUUGCUACAAUACCUCUCCUCAGUCAAAUAAGAGUUCGGUAACAUUGAUGCGAGGCCCUGAAGUUACUGGGGAGUUACUUAUAGAUAAUUCGAAAUCAAUUCCAGAUAUAAGAGGUGAAGUAUCCUACCAAAAUGAUGUCUACCUUGGUUCACAGUCAGUGUCCAGCGAAUUACAUGGUUGCCGGCCAUCAGGUCAGCUUGGCUUUCCAAAUGGUAUCAAUGAUCUUGCUCUUGAGCAAUUUCAGCAACACGAGCCUCAAAAAUACCUUUGGGGUUCAGGCAGUAUCAUGGAUGUGAAGUCUGCAAAGAAAAUGAAUAUGGAUGCAGUAGCUCCGAAUGAUCAAUACAAAGUGAUUUGUGAACAAAAUCUUGUUUCAGUCGACUGGCCAAGGACCCAGGAGAAUUCACAGGGAGCAUCUUCUUGGCUAAGACCAAUGUCAAACUUUAAUGGUAAAUAUUCCAGAGAAAAUGAGGGCUCUGGUCACAAUAAUUUGGGUUCCUGGCAAAACUAUUCUCUGCAAUCUGUCAACAAAACUGAAAUGAUUAAUGGUCCAUCUCAGAGGUUUACUCAGGACUCCUCAUCAGCAACAUGUGCUGAUGAUGCUGAGCAUGGAAAAAUUGAUAAAGGUAUCUGCUCAAGCAAUAUGAAGAUUCUUGGGUUUCCUAUUAUUGACAAGCCUCAUAUAUUGAAGGAUCUUUCUUCUCAUAGCUCCCCCUCAAAGCGUAGUUGUCUUGCUUCUGCAAUUGAUACUGUAAAUGCUGGGUUAGUUAUAACUGAUUUGGCUCAUGAUCCCAUGUCACCCAGAUCUGGAGAGCAACUGAAAGAGAAGGAUCAGGUCGUAGCAAAGGGAUUGGAUAACCAUGGUGCCCCUUCUAGACAUCAGAUUGACUUGAAUAUUUGUGUAACUGAAGAAGAGGUUCUAUCUACACCCUCUUCUCCCAUUGCAACUCAGAUAGAUUUGGAGGUACCAGUAGUCAUUGACACAAAAAUAGUUAUUACUCCUGCAGAAGGAUCUCCAGAAAGCAAAACUAGAUUUGCAACAUUACAAGAUGAAUCUAGGGUGCCUUGUGAGGGACUUAUCAGAGUGGCAGCAGAGGCUCUACUUUCCAUCUCGUCAUCUCAUGUGCAUAAUCUUCCAGGCCAUGCUGUAGAUAAUCUUCAAGAAAAUGCUACUUGUCACCAGUCAGAAGCUUCACUCACCGAUUCCCUCCAUUGGCUUGCAGAAAUAAUUUCUUCAUACAAGGCUGAUGCUGAGAAUGAGCCUGUAGAAGUUUCGAUGGGUAAAGACAAUUCUUUGCAAGAAGAGCUUAUACCUGAUGGGAUUGAUUUCUUUGAGUUCAUGACAUUAAAUUUGACUGAAAGCAAGGUAGAGGACUACUGUUAUAAACCUGAGACUUUGGAAAGCCAAAAAGAUGAAAACACAUUGCAAAGAAGGCCUAGUAGACGUCAAACGAGGAGAGGAAGGCAACGGAAAGAUUUUCAAAGAGAUAUACUUAAUAGUAUCACCUCUCUUUCGAGGAAUGAGGUGACUGAGGAUCUCCAGAUAAUCGAAGGGUUGAUUAAGGCAACUGGUGGCACUUGGCAGUCAGGUUUGGCACGCAAAAAUUCCGUUAAGGGUGGUGGUGGAAGGGGGCGGAGGCGUUCAGCGGCUUCUAAUUCCCCUUCUAUUGCAACUGCAGUUUGCCUGCCCCAGGUUCAGCAACCUAAAUGUAUAGUGCUCGGACUUGAGGAAAGAAGCCUAACAGGAUGGGGAAAGAGGACAAGGCGUCCCGCUCGACAGAGAUGUCUGAUUAAUAAUCCUCCUCUCUGCCUAAAAUAAGUAAGAGGGAGAUGCCUGUGUUAUUAGGAAGUGCACUUGAGAAGGACUUGAGGCUUUUGCCAUCAGCUUUCUAAGCUAUGGCCCAUGGGGAUUUUACAUUGUACAUGUCUUCUUGGUCCUAAUUAUCUAUAUUCUGAGUGAGUUGUAUGAUUCAGCAUAAAUACUUUUGCAUUGAUUUUUUAGUGACAGAUAGAGUUUGAUAAGUCAAAAUUGUAACGUAACCGAAAGGAUUUUGUGAAAGAUUAUGGAUGGAUGUCUGCAUACCUCCAGUUCAAGAUUUUUAGAGUUGUCCAGAUA